This is a messenger RNA of Gongylonema pulchrum, 441 nucleotides long. The record is from the annotation of a GenBank genome assembly. NCBI's taxonomy places the organism in Eukaryota, Metazoa, Nematoda, Chromadorea, Rhabditida, Gongylonematidae.
AUGGUUUGGCCGUUCAGCAGCAGCAGCAGCUCAUCGGAUUCGACUUCACAGGCCACCGCACCGUUACAGCAGUCCACAUCGAUGACCGAUAUGACGGAUGCAGCAAUGCCUGGCAUCGAUUUUAGUAGUACUGGUGGUGCUGCUAGUACGAUGGGCACGGAUACAGCUAGCAAAAUCGGCUUCGAUAAAUACCCGGUUUUUGCACUGGAUCAGCUGAAGCAUGCUGGUGUACCGUUUGAAAAACAGCUUUCGCCAUAUCUGCAGAUGGACCCGUCGGUAUUUCGUGAAUCGACACCACAGUAUAUUGUGCCUGGUGAAUCAAAAGGAGAUUUGGAAUUUGCGAUGGGUCGAAUAGGAUGGGCUGUUCUAGGUGGAUAUUCAGUAGGCUGCCUGCGUGGCCUACUUCCAGAAUUGCGAAACGCCGACACCAGAAAACUGUAA